AUGUCAUGGCUCGCAAAUUUGUUUCCGGCGCUGAAGCGUCAUGGUCCCUCUAGAAGCUCUCAUGCACAUUCACGACGGACUUCGCAUGAGCGGCAUCAUGAUGUACGUUCGCGAGAAUCGCGUCCACGAGAUCAUGUCCACAGUAGACCGUCUAAAGCCAGUGGCGUAGAAGCCAGGCGCUCUCGCUCAUCAAAGACUUCUCCCGAGAGACAUACAGAAUCAAGGCAAUACGAGUCCCAUCGAGACAGAGGAUACAGAAGCGUUCCUGAUACUAGGCCCUGCUUCGUGCGCCAUCAUAGGUCCCAGGAGCCUUUAUCUCCUCGUCGGGUUCAUCAUUCGUCACGAAAACAUGGAAGUAUUGAUGGCUCAGGGCACCAUGAUAAGAAAAAGAAGCAAAAGAGCCGGGUGUAUGUAAAUGAACAAUAUCAUAUGCCUCGUGAAAAGCAACACGGGCAUAAGCACUCUUCAACGAGUCAAAAAGAACAUAGAGAAUCUAGACACAGACAUCAUACACCGAGACAACCUCCACGCCGUACAAAAGACCUUGAUUUUUCGCCGAAACGCACUCGACCUGAAAACUUCACUAGUCAAUCCGCAUGUACAUCUGCGCCGAGCGAGCAUAACGUGUACAGAACUAGAAAAAGCGGGGUGGAUGCCUGUCACGGAAGGAAGCACCAAGAGGAUGACCAACCAAACAAGCCACCCGAUAUUGGACGAGAAAGUGAGCUGAGACAAACAGCCACGGAGCCUGUCUCCGCUAGAGACGCAAAACUUGAUGCAUUCGUCCGUUCCGUAAAUGCUGAUGGUAUCGGGAUGGAUGGUCGGCCACUCAAAAUGUCUAGUGAUUAUCUCAAUAGUGAAUUACGACCACCAGAUACCUUGUUAGAUGCCAUAUCUGAUAGGGAUGAGGAGGAGGACAAAAGAAAUGACAAUGAAUACGAAAAACAAAGCAAUAAUGUCGAUACACGGCAGGAUGGACAAGAUCCUCCGGAAACAAGUAAAGUCAAAUACAAUUACCCGAUUCGACGAAGGUCGACUAUCAGAAAAGCAGCCCAAUCGGACAAACAGCACAAAAACAUCCAAGAGAGACGGAAGGAAAGGCGACAGGAAACAAAAAGGCAGCUUAUAGAUGAUCUGGAGAGAUUCAUCUCACUAGCCAGGGAACGGAAGUGGGAGAUACUGGAUGCUUGGGAGAACAAGCUCAAAGAAGUCGAGUCAGUUGAAAUUGGCAACGAUGACUUCGAGCACAUCAUUAGGGAACACAGGAAGGAGUUUCUUUCACAAUACAAAAAAGAGCUCGAUAGCGAUAUGAGUGCGGACAAGUUGGAUAGAGAGCAAAAAUACGUUGAACAGGAGCUUCAGAAGGUCGCCGUGCAGGAAGACCUGGCAAAAUUUGUUAGAAAACUGAAAGAAUCACUCUCGUACGAGAGUAGUGAGGAGGAAGAAGGCCGAAGACCGUGA
Molecule: messenger RNA, 1461 nt
Organism: Fomitiporia mediterranea MF3/22
Lineage: Eukaryota; Fungi; Basidiomycota; Agaricomycetes; Hymenochaetales; Hymenochaetaceae
Exons: 1
Coding region: 1-1461 (486 amino acids)
Source: RefSeq, a predicted model, not a curated record